Messenger RNA from Paramecium octaurelia, 613 nucleotides. NCBI's taxonomy places the organism in Eukaryota, Ciliophora, Oligohymenophorea, Peniculida, Parameciidae. The record is from the annotation of a GenBank genome assembly.
GUAGAAUUUAUUGAUCAAAUUUAAUACUUAAAUCAAUCAAUAAUUAAAUUUAUAAAUCAAUAACAUAUGUAAUUUAUUUCUUAAGAUGGACAAACUUUUAAAGUAUAUAUUUUUCAGAAUUAGAUUGGCGAAUAAGCAUUAAAACACUGUACCAAGGUCAAUAAUACGAAUUUAGAAGUGUUUAACUUAACUGGUAUCAAAAGUAGCAUCUUGAAGAAGGUCAUACAAUAUUGCUAGAUGCAUUAAAACGUUGCAUAUAUCCCUUAAAUAUCAAAACCUUUGAAAUCAAAAGCGAUGUAUUGAUAUUUUUAAACUUAGUUAUGACAUUGUGGAUUUUCAAGAUGCUGAAUUUAUUACAGAACUAGACUUAGAAGAAAUAUUUUAAAUUAUUCAAGCAGCAGAAGUUCUUGGCAUAAAUGCUUUAGUUGAUCUUUCCUGUGCAUUUGUUGCCUUAUAAAUCAGAGGUAAAGCAUCCUUAUUAGUAAUAGGAAAAAGUUAGGAAUAAGUUAAGUUGCUGUUCAAAUCUAAUAAAUCUAAAACGGAUGAAGAAGUUUAAAGACAAAGGGAUAUUGAUAGCUCUGCCAAAGGAGAACCAAAGCAAACCAAUUAUUGA